Messenger RNA from Arabis nemorensis, 1590 nucleotides. Lineage: Eukaryota; Viridiplantae; Streptophyta; Magnoliopsida; Brassicales; Brassicaceae. The record is from the annotation of a GenBank genome assembly.
AUGGCUACAAAACUCGAAAGCUCCUUAAUCUUUGCCCUAUUGUCUAAAUGCAGUGUUCUAAGCCAAACCAAUCUCGUUUUCUCUCUCCUCGUCGUCUCAAUUAUCUGGCUCGUAAUCUCUCUCUUCUUCUGGACUUAUCCCGGUGGACCGGCUUGGGGAAAGUUUCUCUUUCGCCGGUUAACAUGCAAAACCGGAACGGUUAUUCCCGGUCCUAGAGGCUUACCUUUUGUUGGAAGCAUGUCUCUCAUGUCCAACACUCUAGCUCACCGUCGAAUCGCUGAUGCAGCGGAGAGAUUCGGAGCCAAACGGCUCAUGGCUUUCAGUUUAGGAGAGACCCGCGUGAUCGUCACGUGCAAUCACGAAGUCGCGAAAGAGAUUCUGAACAGUCCGGUUUUCUCUGACCGACCGGUUAAAGAAUCGGCUUACUCGUUGAUGUUUAACCGAGCGAUUGGUUUUGCACCACACGGUGUUUACUGGCGAACUCUACGAAGAAUCGCUUCGAAUCAUCUUUUUAGCCCCAAACAAAUCAGACGAGCCGAGACACAGAGACGAGUGAUCUCGAACCAGAUGGUUCGGUUUAUCGAAAAACAGAGUGGUCAUGGUCCAGGACUCUGUUUUGUUCGUGAGUUGCUUAAAACGUCGUCGCUUAAUAACAUGAUGUGCUCUGUUUUCGGACAAGAGUAUGAGCUUGAACAAGAUCAUGGUGAGUUACGUGAAUUAGUCGAAGAAGGUUAUGAUUUGCUCGGUACGUUGAAUUGGACCGAUCAUCUUCCUUGGUUAUCGGAAUUUGAUCCUCAGAAAAUCCGGUUUAGAUGUUCUACGCUUGUACCGAAAGUAAACCGGUUUGUAUCAAGGAUUAUAUCAGAACAUCGUAAUCAAACCGGUGAUUCUCCUCGUGAUUUCGUCGACGUUUUGCUCUCUCUCCAUGGUUCGGAUAAAUUAUGCGACCCGGAUAUCAUCGCCGUUCUCUGGGAAAUGAUAUUUAGAGGAACAGACACAGUAGCGGUUUUAAUCGAGUGGAUUCUCGCUAGGAUGGUCCUGCACCGAGAUAUCCAAUCAACGGUCCAGAAAGAGCUUGAUGAAGUAGUCGGAAAAUCAAGAGCCGUAGAUGAAUCUGACGUGGCUUCACUUAAAUAUCUAACGGCUGUGAUUAAAGAAGUAUUAAGGCUUCAUCCUCCAGGCCCACUUUUAUCAUGGGCCCGAUUAGCCAUAACAGACACGAUCGUAGAUGGUUGUCUCGUUCCUGUGGGGACCACAGCAAUGGUGAACAUGUGGGCCAUAGCUCAUGAUCCACACGUGUGGGUUGAUUCUUUGGAGUUUAAACCGGAGAGGUUCGUGGCAAAAGAAGGUGAGGUUGAGUUUUCGGUUCUCGGGUCGGAUUUGAGAUUGGCUCCGUUUGGGUCGGGUCGUCGGAUCUGCCCCGGGAAGAAUCUGGGUUUAACGACCGUUACGUUUUGGACCGCGACGCUGUUACAUGAGUUUGAAUGGGGACCGUCCGAUGAUAACGGCGUUGACUUGUCUGAGAAAUUAAGACUUUCGUGUGAGAUGGCUAAUCCUCUUGCUGCUAAAGUGCGCCGUAGACGCAUUUAA